Molecule: messenger RNA, 1431 nt
Organism: Trichophyton rubrum CBS 118892
Lineage: Eukaryota; Fungi; Ascomycota; Eurotiomycetes; Onygenales; Arthrodermataceae
Exons: 2
Coding region: 1-1431 (476 amino acids)
Biological process (GO): regulation of transcription by RNA polymerase II
Cellular component (GO): nucleus; SWI/SNF complex
Source: RefSeq, a predicted model, not a curated record
AUGCCAAUGCCGCAACACCCACCGCAGGCAAUGCCAAACCAGCAGAUGCUCGGUCAGCGCCAUGCGUCGAACCCAGUUGAAGCUGCCGUAAGGCGAAGUCGAAAGCCGACAGAUAAGAAUCUACCAGAUAAUGUGGAAGAUAUUGUGAUUGGUGACGUUGCGCAACAUUAUAAGCGACUUCGCGAGGUUGAGAAACGGCUGGACGCGUCUAUGGUUCGGAAGAGACUUGACAUCUACGAUUCCAUAAAUAAAAAUGCGAAGAGAUACAGGACAAUGAGAAUAUGGAUAUCCAACACGGUCGAGAGUCAACCAUGGCAACAACAGGAUUCCUCCAAUUCAGAGGGGGCGAUGGGUACGAAGUUAGGUGCCGGACGAUACAGAGUUAAAAUCGAAGGGCGACUGCUCGAUGAGGCCGAUCCCACUGCACCAGAAGGGAGUGAUGAAGAAGAAGAAACUGAAAACCAAGGAGGUGAGCCUGGCGCAAUGGAGGAGGACACACCAAGCGCAAAGUCCAGCAAACCAAUACCGCAGCGAAAAAGACUAUCUCAAUUUUUCAAGUCGAUAACUAUCCACUUUGAUAAACCGACCGAGAAUGGAGUCGCAGAUUUGGCCACAAUAACCUGGAAUAAACCUGAUGUACCAGUCAAUGCCGCGACGAUGCCGCCGAGUGCCGAUUUCGAUACCCUUGAAUUUUCUCGGGCAGCAGAAGUUAACCUGAAUGUGACCAUUAACCUCGUUAGAGAUGAGACGCCUGAAAGAUUUCAGCUGAGUAGAGAGCUCGCCGCCAUUCUUGACGUAGAAAAUGAUACACGCGCUGGAAUUGUGGCCGGAAUAUGGGAAUAUGUUAAAGCAAUGGGCCUACAAGAAAAUGAGGAAAAGCGCACGAUUCAAUGCGAUGACCGUUUGAGAGCUAUCUUUGGCUGUGAGAAGAUGUAUUUCCCUGCCAUCCCUGAGAGCACCACAACACACACUGCGACUCUUCCGCCUAUUAAGCUUCCGUAUACCAUCCGCGUCGACCCAGAGUUCCAGAAGGACCCAAAGCCCACAGUUUACGAUAUCCGUGUCGCUAUCGACGACCCUUUACGCGCCAAACUUAUCUGUCUUACUAACUCCCCCGAUUUCCCCGCAAUGCUCCGUCAUGUAUCCGGUCUUGACGAUCAGGUAGCACUCGCCAUCCAAGCUUUGCACCACUCAAAGGCAAAACAUUCUUUCUACACUGCCAUGAGCAAGGAUCCAGCGAACUUCAUGAAACGGUGGAUAAACAGCCAGAAACGAGAUUUAGAGACCGUGCUCGGGGAAACCCCACGGCCCGGGCAAGGUGAAAGAGGUAUGGAGUUCAGGCGUGGCGGUGAAGGCAGUGCAUGGGAUACAGAAGUUGCAAGAGAAUCCGUCAGAUAUAUGCUCGCAAAGCCGCCUCGCGCGACAAGGUAA